AUGGGCGAAGACCGAUAUGAACUAGAUUCUUUUAAUAGUACACCUGCUGAUAUGAGCACAGCAACUCCCGACAGUAACUUUUAUGAUGUCGAGGAUAGACAGGGGAAAUCCGGGACGAAAGUUGAACAGGAAAGCUUUGAGGGAGCGGAGCAGGAAGAUUUGGAACUUGAUCUGCGAGAUCCACAUACGUUCCCCUUAGUGUUAGCGUCUCUAUGGACGAGCUCUGCUCUCUCAGCUUUGGAUGGAACCAUUGUGUCGACAACGAUAAAUGAUGUUGCUUCGAGAUUUCAGCAAGCCUCCUUAGUUACAUGGGUGGCUACGAGUUACUUGCUUACUACAUGCAGCGCUCAGCCUUUAUACGGUAAAAUAAGUGAUAUCAUUGGAAGGAGAAAGUGCUUACUCUUUGGACAAUUUGUAUUUGCUAUCGGUAUCAUUUUCUGUUCCGUAGCCAGAACCAUUCCACAACUGGCAAUUGCUCGAGCAAUAUGCGGGAUCGGUGGUUCUGGAACGAGUGCAAUGACCAACAUCAUUCUAUCAGAUAUGGUUCCCCUUUCAGAAAGGGCGAAAUACUGGGGUUAUGGAUCAGUGCUGUGGGCCAUUUUUCAGUCGAUUGGGGGUCCACUAGGAGGUAUAUUGUUGGAAUAUUUCGGAGUCAGUGGAUUAUUCAUUCCGCAAAUACCUUUUUGCAUUGCUCCGUUGUAUCUCUCCUGGAAAUAUGUAUGGGACUACAACGAGGACACCAAGAAAUCUUGGAAAAAAAUAGAUUUUGGUGGGAGUCUGUGUUUAUUACUGAUGAUAUCUUCAUUCAUUGUUCUUCUUUCAAACAAUAAUGAUGGAUCAUUAGAACAUGUAUCAUGGCCACCUCAUAAGAAAGCCAGUUUAGUGAUCUUCGUUUCAUCAUUACUUACUUUUGCAUUUGUUGAAAAUUACGUUGCAGUUGAGAACAUUAUACCUUUUUCAGUCAUAAAAGGUACUCUUGGAUUAGUUGCCAUUAUAUAUGGGUUGGUUGCUUUAAUAAACUAUACAUGCUUGUUUGUGGUUCCAUUAUACCUUCAGCUAAUCUGGGGCGUGAGUGUCAGUCAAUCUGGCUGGUAUAUCAUGUGUGUUGUCAUCUCGUCUGCAGCAGGAGCUCUUUGGUCAGGUUGGAUAGUUAAAAAGUUCUCGAACACUGAUCGUCAUGCCACAAUAUAUUACUCGGCAGUUUUGCUGUUUCUGAUGACAUUGCUAACUCUGUUCGGGUACGCUGGCAUCUACCAAGCUGUUCGAAAUAGUUCCCCAGUGAUGGCUGGAGACAAAAUAAAUCCAUUCUUCAAUGUCAGAAUGAUAUUCGGUAUAAGUACUCUUGGGUUCUCCCAGGGCUCACAAAAUGUUACUGUUAUGCUAUUCAAUGUUGCGAAAGUAGGAAGAAAGGGACAGGCUUCCUCAACGAGUGUAAAUUUCCUAUUCCGCUCCCUGGGGAAUGUUCUCAGCGUGUCAAUUGCGUUAACAAUGUUCACAAAUUCUCUUAGAGGAGAGCUUAGUGAAGCACUCCUUGGAAAAGAUGAUGAUCUGCUGCUAACUUUACUCAAAGAUAAUGCUUAUUUGAGGAGUCCCUCAAUGCCUGCAACACACAUCAAAACUAUAAUGGAUGCGUUCCGAAAAUCUUUGUUGAAUAGCUUCUUACCAUGCAGAUGGUCUGUCAUUCUAAAUGUGCUAUUUGGAAUUUUUCUACUUAUAGUAGUAAACAGGAAGCUAAGAAGGAUAAUAACGUGA
This is a messenger RNA of Zygotorulaspora mrakii, 1752 nucleotides long. RefSeq lists its product as uncharacterized. Gene Ontology annotation, molecular function: basic amino acid transmembrane transporter activity. The transcript has a single exon. Gene Ontology annotation, cellular component: fungal-type vacuole membrane. Bases 1 to 1752 code for a protein of 583 amino acids. Gene Ontology annotation, biological process: basic amino acid transport; transmembrane transport. NCBI's taxonomy places the organism in Eukaryota, Fungi, Ascomycota, Saccharomycetes, Saccharomycetales, Saccharomycetaceae. The record is from RefSeq and is a predicted model, not a curated record.